This is a messenger RNA of Dryobates pubescens (Downy woodpecker), 3072 nucleotides long. RefSeq names its product bromodomain testis associated (gene BRDT). The record is from RefSeq and is a predicted model, not a curated record. The coding region runs from base 1 to 3072 and encodes 1023 amino acids. Gene Ontology annotation, cellular component: nucleus; chromatin. Lineage: Eukaryota; Metazoa; Chordata; Aves; Piciformes; Picidae. Gene Ontology annotation, biological process: chromatin remodeling; positive regulation of transcription elongation by RNA polymerase II. The transcript is spliced from 20 exons.
AUGUCUGUUCCAAACCAACACAAUUCAAUGAUUACUAACCCUCCUCCACCAGAAUACAUAAAUAAGAAAAAUAGUGGUUGUCAAACCAACCAACUUCAAUACAUACAGAGGGUGGUCAUGAAAGCCAUAUGGAGACACAAAUUCUCCUGGCCAUUUCACCAGCCUGUAGAUGCCGCAGCACUGAAUCUUCCGGAUUAUUACAGUAUUAUUAAAAAACCGAUGGACUUGAGCACCAUUAAAAAGCGUCUGGAACAUAAUUACUACACAAAAGCUGCAGAAUGCAUUGAAGACUUUAAAACUAUGUUCUCAAAUUGCUAUAUAUAUAACAAGCCAGGUCAUGACAUCGUGUUGAUGGCUCAAGAACUAGAAAAAAUGUUUAUGCAGAAAAUAGCCCAAAUGCCAACAGAAGAAAGACUAGUGAUUCUCAACCAGGCAAAGAGAAAAGGGAAGAAGUUGGAAGAACCACAGCAGCCCAGCUCUGGAACUUCAAAUGAACGAAGCACAAUGCAGGAACAAGAUAAAAGUAGUGAGCAGUCUUCAGCAACGACUCAAGAGCUACAGCAAGUUACACUAGCCCCUUUGUCUGCAGCUCAGGUGACUGCAUUAAUGCCAGCUGCAGUCCCUAUAACAAAAGCAAAAAAAGGUGUGAGAAGGAAGGCUGACACUACAACUCCUAGUACUUCAACAUUCCCAGCAAGCAGUGAAUCUUCUGAAACAUUUAAUGAAAGAAAACCUAAAUCAUGCAGAGGUGAAGACGAAUGUAUGAUACCAGAUAAGCUUCUGAAGACACACUUGCCAGAUUCUCAACAGUCGCCUGAAAUUCUUAAAAAGUUUCAGUUGUUAAAACAACUCAAAGGUUGUAAUGAAAUACUUAAAGAAAUGUUGUCAAAGAAACAUGCAGCAUAUGUGUGGCCUUUCUUGAAAUCUGUAGAUGUGUCUUUUUCACCUGGUGUGAACCAAAGCAUCACCAAAUAUCCUAUGGACUUGGGAGCUAUCAAAAAGAAAAUGGAUAAUUUUGAAUAUAGUGAUGUACAAGAAUUUGCUACAGAUGUUAGACUAAUGUUCAUGAAUUGCUACAAACAUCAUUAUCCAGAUCAUGAUAUAGUUGCUAAGGCAAGAAAACUUCAGGACUUUUUUGAGAUGCGCUUUGCCAAAAUUCUUCGUGACCCUGUUGCAAGUGUUCCUCUGCUACAACCUACCAGAGAAAUUACAGAAGCUUAUUCCAGUGAGAUCAGUAAUGAUGACUCUUCAGAAGAAAAAUCAUCAGAAGAGUCUGAACAGGAGAGAAUAGUGCACCUUACAAAGCUUCAGGAGCAACUUAAAGCUGUUCACCAGCAGUUGCGGGUUCUGACCAGAACAUUCUUACCUAGACUGAAAAAGCAAAAAGGGAAGGCUAAAAAAGAGACAAAUAAGGGCAAGGAAAAAGCCCAAAUAAAAAGCAUGGUUCAGAAGAAGAAAAAUUUAAAACAGAAGAAGAAAUGUAAGAAAGAGCUGUCUUUAAACAUUCAGUCAAAGAAAACCAUGCAGCAAGCCUUGUUGCUACAUAUGUCAGAAGAUGAAGAUGGUGCCAAGCCUAUGAAUUAUGACGAAAAACGACGGUUGAGUUUGGACAUAAAUAAACUCCCUGGAGAUAAGCUUGGAAAAGUAGUCCAUAUAAUACAGUCGGGAGAACCAUCACUGAGGAACUCUGACCCUGAUGAGAUGGAAAUAGACUUUGAAACUUUGAAGUCUUCAACACUUAGAGAACUACAGAAGUAUGUGACAACCUGUUUGAGGAAAAGGCCAAGAAAGCAACAGGCUAAAAAAAUGAUGAAGACAAAAGAACAGCUUAACUCUGAGAAGAAACAAGAGCUAGAGAAGAGACUACUGGAUGUCAAUGAUCAACUAAACCCAAAAAAGGAGAAUUUCAAGUUUGAAAACAACACUGAGUCCAGUACUGGACCAAGCAGACUGAGCGACAGCAGCAGUGGUUCCUUGGGCUCUGUCAGCAGUACUAGCAGUGGUUCUAACUCCUCAGACAGCAGCGACAAUGAAUUGGAUCAGAAAGAAACCUGCUCAACACAGACUGGAGCCAAGCAGAAUUAUUCAACUUCUGUGAAAAAGCCUAAGAGAACACCACUGUCUUUGCAGAGGACAUCCUGCAAUGCUGUUCUGCAAGUACAGCCCUUAUCCGCUAGUAGCUUGCAAAAUCAUGGAUCAUCUGAAUUGCAGCAGCCACCUGUCAGUGCACUACAGAGGCUUCAGCCUUUGCAGAAUAAAUCAGUUAAACCAUCAGAACUAAAUGCCCAGUCUCUAUCAGGUAUAAUCUCAGCUGAAUCUCCUCUGCAUGAUGCUCCAGCCCAGCCAAACCCUCAGAGUAUUCCAUGGAGAGAUCAGACUUCUGUCACUUGGGGCACACAUACUCCUCCAGAGGUAUCCAAAAAAGCUUCCCAGGUUGAUGGUGCUGAUUGGAGGAAACAAUCUGAGAAAACAAUACAGCUUGACAAAUCAAAUGAACCUCAAAGCAAGGCCAAUGAGGGAACUGCUGAUUCAAUACCCAUAAGUCAAGAACAAAGUCAUUGUACACCUAAUGAUAAACCAGUAAAGGUAAGUGAUGCUAAAAAACUAGUGCCUCUUGCUGCAAUUCUAAUAUUCAAGGACACAAGAUUUAAGAAUACAGAUUCCUGGGUAAGCUUGUGUAAAACAAUGAUGCUUCCGGCUCCAAUAAAAGCAUCUGCUGAGACCUUCAAACAGUUCAGGGAAGCAGCAUUAAAGAAGAGGAGCAACCAAGUGCAGGAGUUAAAAAAGCCUCUGGUGCAAGCUGAGAAGGAACUGCAAAGCCCUUCUCAAAAAAAGGAGAGGGGCCAUGAAGGUACAGGACUGGAUGCCACGGUGAUGACAGACUGUGAGCCCCAAAAAGAAGAGCCUAGGAGCAAACAACUGUCUGAAUCUCAACAACAUUGUCUUGUUCAAGCCCGUAACAUAGCUAGAAAAAUGGAACAAGAACGAAGGAGAAGAGAAGCAAUGGCUUGUAUAAUUGAUAUGAAUCUGCAGAGAGAUAUUAUGACAUCAUUCGAAGAAUAUAUUGAGUGA